GCGCGCCCGCCGCCCUCGGCCGCCAACGGGCGGGUGGAACCAUCCGCGGCAGGAAGAGGGGAGCCCGCCGCGCUCGGGAUUCCCCCGGUGGCGAAUGGGCCGUCCCGUCUGCCCGUUGUGUGCUGGCGAGGAGAGGCGGUCGUGCCUUGUGUCCCUCGUGUCCUUGUCCUAGAGCUGGGCUGGGGGGUCCCUUUGUCCUGACCAGGACUGUGUGUGUCUGCAUUGGACACUUUCUAAGAAAUAGCUCAGCAGGACUUGCUUUUGGAGCAAAAGGCAGCACUUGCAGCUCACGUGAGGAGAAAGAGCUGUUUCUGAAGGCUGGAUUUUAUCCAGGGGAGGGGCGAUGGCAGCGCGGCGGGCGCUCAAAGCCGUCCUGGUGGAUCUCAAUGGAACACUUCACGUGGAAGACUCGGCUGUGCCAGGCGCCCAGGAGGCUCUCAAAAGGCUGCGCAGUGCCCCUGUCACCAUCCGGUUCGUGACCAACACGACCAAGGAGAGCAAGAGGGACCUGCUGGAGAGGCUGACGAGGCUGGGCUUUGACAUUGCAGAGAACGAGAUCUUCACGUCCCUGACAGCAGCCAGGAACCUCCUGGAGCAGAAACACGUGCGGCCUCUGCUCCUGGUGGACGACAAGGCCCUGCCUGACUUUACAGGGAUAGGCACUGAUGACCCCAAUGCAGUGGUGGUGGGACUGGCUCCUGAGCACUUCCACUAUGAGAUGAUGAACAGGGCAUUUCGGUUGAUUUUGGACGGAGCUCCUCUUAUAGCAAUCCAUAAAGCCAGGUAUUUCAAGAAGAAAGAUGGGUUGUCUCUGGGACCUGGGCCUUUUGUGACAGGGCUGGAAUACGCGACGGACACCAAAGCGACGGUGGUGGGGAAGCCAGAGAAAACCUUCUUCCUGGAAGCCCUGAGGGGGACUGGCUGUGCCCCAGAGGAGGCCGUCAUGAUCGGAGAUGACUGCAGGGAUGAUGUUGGUGGUGCCCAGGACGCGGGCAUGCGUGGGAUUUUGGUGAGGACGGGUAAAUAUCGACCAGCAGAUGAAGACAAAAUCAAUCCAGCUCCCUACUUAACCUGUGAGAGUUUCCCAGAGGCAGUGGAACACAUCCUAAAGAGUAUGCUGUGAGAAAGGGAGUAGUUGGUUUGGAGGACCAUCUGCUUCACAUAAUUUCCUUCAUUCUUGCUUCAAAAAUUAAGGUCCCAAGAUCAGUCAUUGCAUGUGUGGCAUCAGAAACCUGCCUGCGGUGUGAGGGGCAAAGGGUCCGAGUGGGCCCAGCACAGUCACCACACACAGGGAGCAUGGCAGAGUUCUGCUCAUCUUCAGUUUUCAGGAAAUAUCUGAUGAAAAGCCCUGUCUGGAAAGUGUCACUUUCUGAAGAAUAAGUGAGACUUAUUCUGAAAACAUGCACUAAAAUACCAACAGUAACAGAGCCUUAGUUGGCCUGCAGUGAUUUCACUGAGCUCUUACUUAAAGGUAGAGAUUAUGCACAUUUAGAAGUGACUUUUAAAUUAAAGUACCACUAUUGCUUAAUAAUAA
Messenger RNA from Pseudopipra pipra, 1534 nucleotides. It is a transcript of the gene HDHD2, whose product is annotated as haloacid dehalogenase like hydrolase domain containing 2. Lineage: Eukaryota; Metazoa; Chordata; Aves; Passeriformes; Pipridae. The record is from RefSeq and is a predicted model, not a curated record. Gene Ontology annotation, biological process: dephosphorylation. Bases 344 to 1123 code for a protein of 259 amino acids. Gene Ontology annotation, molecular function: phosphatase activity. The transcript has 9 exons.